Messenger RNA from Cavenderia fasciculata, 1317 nucleotides. Its product is annotated as SH3 domain-containing protein. The transcript has 6 exons. Gene Ontology annotation, molecular function: microtubule binding; phosphatidylinositol binding. Gene Ontology annotation, cellular component: cytoplasm; plasma membrane; vesicle. The coding region runs from base 1 to 1317 and encodes 438 amino acids. The record is from RefSeq and is a predicted model, not a curated record. Gene Ontology annotation, biological process: actin filament polymerization; clathrin-dependent endocytosis; vesicle organization. Lineage: Eukaryota; Evosea; Eumycetozoa; Acytosteliales; Cavenderiaceae.
AUGACAAUAGAUACAUUUAAAGAUAAUUUCUGGGGACCACAAGGUUUUGAUAUACUAGAGAAACGUAUCAAUCAAGGUAGAGACUCUAAUAAUUUGUUUGUCUAUUUCUUAAAGGAACGUGCUGCAAUAGAAGAAUCUUAUGCAAAGAGUCUUUCAAAGCUAUUAAAACAUACUUCUUCUGUCGUUGAAUUUGGUACACUCAGAGAAACAUGGUUGGCAAUGAGAGGAGAGAUUGAAAAUUUGGUUAGAGUACACCAAGAACUAAGCGAUAAGAUUGAAAAAGAUAUUUAUAUUCCAUUCAGAAAAUUCAAGUCUGAAACAAAGAAAAUUAGAAGAGAUAUGUGUCAUGAAGCCUAUAAAAUCAAUAGAGAAAGAAGAGAUUUGGAUAAAACCAUCAGCAAUUCAAGAUCAAAGUAUGAAGAUUACACAAAACAAGCUGAAAAACAUCAAUCAGAGUUAAAUUCUGGUUCUAAAUCUGCAAAUGAACAAUCAAGAUUACAAUCAAGAUGUAAUAAAUACACAAAAGAAGCUGCAUCACAAGAGGCUGAAUACAAGGAUUGUGUAAACAAAUGGUCAACAUAUCAACAUUCAUGGGAAGAGAAAACGCAAUCAGUUUAUAACCAACUGCAGGCAACAGAAGAGGAAAGAGUUGACACUAUCAAAGUGCAUAUGGACAGAUAUGUACAGGCAUUGUCAACUAGUGUCAUUGACUCUAGUACCGCCAACAAGAAUCUUGCCAAUCUAGUUGAUAAAAUCGAUAAAUACGAAGAUAUUAAUAUGUUUAUUGCUGAAUGUAAAACUGGUACUGAACCACCAAGAGCGCCAUCAUUUGUACCUGCUGGUACACCAGGUUACAAGUCUGAAUAUACUUCAAGCGUUAGUACCUCGAAUAUGAAUUCUUUUUCAGAUACUAGUAGUAAUUUCAGUGACGAUAACAACAAUAGUAAUUACAAUAAUAAUUACUCAAAUUCUGGAGCAAGUAGUGGAGUUUCAUUAUCAAAAUCUACUCAAUCAACCAACAAACCUUCUUACAAUCCACCAAAAUCACUCACUGCGUCCAACUCGUCUACAUCAUUGAAAACUACUUCUAGUCCAGUCAAACCAACUCCACCAGCAGUUGCCAAGAGAACAUUUUUGAAAAAGAAAAAGAUGAGAGCUUUAUAUGAAUAUGUUGGUUCUGAUGCUACAGAGCUCGAUUUCUAUACUGGUGAUGUCAUCACUGUCUUGGGUGAAGAUGAAAGUGGAUGGUGGAAAGGAGAGAUUGAAGGCAGGACAGGAUUAUUCCCAAGUAAUUACACGGAGGUGUAUGAUUAUUAA